AUGAGUGAAGAUCUUAAUCCUUUUCCCACUCAUAUACUUACAUCUGAAUGUUCCUUGAUGACAUCAUGGCUCACUCUAUGCUUGAUCUUUUAUUCAUUAUCCUUUCUCAUUUUGUCUACGCUUUUCUUUUCUCUGUCAUCUUUUAGACAUUCCACUGCCACCGUGCCACCGGUUACUUGCUGCCGCCAUCAGCCCAUCGCCGCCGGUUACUUGCCGCCGCCGUCUGCCCGCCGACGUCCGUUCACCGAGAUUUCCCUGAAAAAUGGGUUUUGUCCUUAUUACGGUUAUUUCUAUUGUCGUCCACCCACACCGUUUUUACCAUCCACAUUCUCUUAUUUAUUGCGGUUCUGCUCUUCAACAAAUAUGAGAGGUUCAGGUGGUUCUUCUGCCGGCCGAGGCCGCGGUCGGGAUACAGUUCAGGGACGCGGACGUGGACGCGGCGACCCAGAGCAGGAUGCCCCUGAGGACUCGGAUCCCGGGGCUGAGCAGCAGGUGCUAGCUGCUAGACCUGCGCCGCGGAGAGCGGCGAGACAGCCGCAACCACAGGGCCAGCCACCAGCGACGGACGAGACUGGGAGGGUUAGAGUUACACCAGAUGCUGCAAGAGAAAAAUUACUGGAUAGCAGGAACGACAGCGGGACAACAUCUAGGGCGAUCUUGCCCAUUUUCCGAUCUAGAUGGUUUGCUGAGGGUUCCUCGUGGAAGAAGAUUACAGCAGAGCAUAAGGGAUUCUACUUCGAGGAGUUCAAGAAGGGUUUUUGCUGGGACCCGACCUACCCUGAGGAUCUGAUUAGAGGGGUCUUCUACCGACAUGCGGGCAAUCGGUAUAAAGAUACUCUCCACAACAUGAAGCCGGAUAAAAAAGAGGGCAGUGUUAGUGCUGAUACUUGGGCGUCAUGGAAGCGAGACUGGGAUACUGCUGAGGCUAAGAAAAAGUCCGAUAUAGCACGAGCUAAUCGGAUGAGUGAGCCGUCCGGAGCUGGCACCGGACCUGUUCGACAUACCGCAGGAUCACGAUCGGCUACGAGGCAUAAGACAGUUAUGACUGAGGAGCUUGGUCGAGAGCCCACUUUGGCUGAGUUGCAUGUACGGUUGCACCUGACCAAAGCAGAUCGGACUGUCUUUGUUGACAAGAGAUCAAAGGAUAAAAAUGACCGUUUUCAGGCAGAGCUUGCUGCAGCAACACAGUCUCAGGCAGCUGGAGAAGGGAGUUCGUCGACUCCAGAGCCGAUCGACGAGAACGAGCUGUUUUUGUCUCUCGAGGCAGUCAAGAAGCAGCGAGUCUACGGUAUUGGAUCGGCUUCAGCAUCCUACAUCGGCCAGAGCAGCGCUAGCCAAUUGCGCCGCGGCGGAUCAUCCCAGCAGGGGAACGUUAGUACUGAGGACAUAGAGCAGCGUAUUGCUAGGGAGGUUGAGGAGCGGCUCGAGCAGCGGAUUCGUACUGUGGAGGCGGGUUUCGAAGAGCGGGUCGAGCAGCGGAUCCGUAGUGUGGAGGCGGGUUUCGACGAGCGGAUCCGUACUGAGCUUGCGCGGCUGAUGACUACACUCCCACCCGAGUUACGCCCGCAGUUCCCACCACCCCCACCCCCUCCUGCUGAUGACACCACCAGUUUAGAGUAGGCUUGUGAUACACUUGGACAUAUUUAUGUUUUUUGUUCGUAUACUUUAAUAUUAAUGUUUUUUGUAUGCUUUUUGACGUUUAUAUAUAUAUAUUACGGAUUUGGUUAUA
Mercurialis annua (annual mercury) is the source of this 1729-nucleotide messenger RNA. RefSeq lists its product as uncharacterized. The record is from RefSeq and is a predicted model, not a curated record. The coding region runs from base 1 to 1620 and encodes 539 amino acids. NCBI's taxonomy places the organism in Eukaryota, Viridiplantae, Streptophyta, Magnoliopsida, Malpighiales, Euphorbiaceae. The transcript has 10 exons.